AUGCUUUCUUCAAGCAACUCAAUCGAUUUGCUGAAAACGUUCUCUAAGCAGCUCGGUAAAUUAGAAAAGACUAAGUCUGAUAACCACUAUAAUGACUCGGAUCUGGACGAGGAUCAGACCCCCUCUAAAAUGAAUUUUUCGAAAAGUAUUUCAGCCAAAACCUCCUCUAAAAAGGAGCAGAACUUCAAGGUUGUGGUGAGAGUGAGACCUCCUCUGCCUAGAGAAAUAGAUACACAUGCAGGAUUUUCAUCAAUAACUCAUAUCGCGAAGAAUAAUAAAUAGUGUCACCGUUCAGGAAUAUUUGGGAGCUGAAAUUAAGGAAGGUGGCAGACAGAAAGAAAUAGCUUCAAAUCCCAACAUCUGUGCUUACCACACUUUCAAAUUUGAUUAUGUGUACGAUGAGAAUUCAUCUCAACAAUUUCUAUAUGAGAAUACUGCUAAAUCAGCUGUUCUCUCUGUGCUUGAGGGCUAUAACGCAACUCUUUUAGCAUAUGGGCAAACUGGAACUGGAAAAACUUACACAAUGGAAGGUUUCAGUAAUAGUCUGAAUGAUCCUCAGAAAGGAAUCAUUCCGAGAUCAAUGGAAGAAAUAUUCAAAUUCAUUGAGAAUAGUUCUAACAAGAGCAAGACUUUCAUGGUAAGGGCGUCCUAUCUCCAGAUUUAUAAUGAGAUCAUUACGGAUUUGCUUAAGGAAGAGAUGACUCCUUUGCAAAUUAGGGAAGACAAAAAGAAAGGCGUUUUUGUUGAAGGACUUUCUGAAUGGGUUGUUAGAUCUCCAACUGACAUCUAUAACCUCAUGAAGGAUGGUAUGAGGAACCGAGCCACGGCUGCCACCAAUAUGAAUGAUAUUUCGUCCAGAUCCCAUGCAGUUUUUAUGAUAAUUGUUGAGCAAAUGAGGGAUAUUGGAGACAAAUCUGAAGAUCAUAAAGGGAAACAACAUGAAACCGCUAGAGAAAUCAAAGUUGGAAAAUUAAAUCUUGUGGAUCUUGCAGGAAGUGAGAGGGUUAGAGUAACAGGAGCAACUGGAAAGAGACUUGAGGAAUCUAAAUCUAUUAAUAAAUCGUUAUCUUGACUAGGAAACGUAAUCACAGCUCUAACUGACAAGAAAUUCAGAUCACAUAUUCCGUACAGAGACUCAAAACUCACGAGAAUCUUAGAAGAUUCGUUAGGAGGGAAUUGCAAAACAACGAUGAUGGCAAUGAUUUCGCCUAGCUAUGAUGCCUACUCCGAAUCUGUAUCCACCCUCAAGUUUGCAACAAGAGCAAAGAAAAUUAAGAACGAGGCUAGAAUUAAUGAGGAUGUCGACCAAAAAGCUCUCCUGAGAAAAUACGAAGUUGAACUCAAGAAACUCAGGAAGCAACUUGCUGAAAAGAGAGAUGAAAUAUUCUCUAAAGAAGAGAUGAUGCGUCUCAAACAAGACAGACAGAAAGCAGAGAAGGAUAAGGAAGCUGCCAUUUAUGCACUAGAGUCUAAAUACAAGGAAUAUCUUCAGGAGAAAGAAAACCAAAUCCGCCAACUCACUUCCCAAUUGCUAGUUGGAGGUCAGAGAAUCGAAGAGACACCUCAGUUCAGGUCUGCACUUGAAACCAAACAAAAGUUGAUCCGAGAAGAGUAUGAAGAAAGAUUGCAAGAAAUAGAAAAAGAACGCCAAAUGAUUGAAGCAGAUAAAGCUCAAGUUGAUCGUUAUAAACAGCUUUUAUUAAAACAACGUGAUAUAAUGCUCGCCCUUACAGCAAGAAUUAACGAGAGAGACGAUACGAUAAUUCAGCUUCAGGAAGAACUAGACGCUAUUGAGCAGAUCAAUAAAAGACUGAUCGAGGAAAGGAACAGAGAAGUUGAGCUCGAUUACAAUGAUGAAAAUUCCCAAAAAGAGCACAAGAACCAGUCAUAUCCUCUUACAGGAAUAAUUCCUCCCGAAAUAUUGUUCGGAAAGGAUGCUCCAGACAAAGAAGCUAUGAUGAAGCUCAUGACUUCAGACGAGAUCAUUGAGGAAUUACAAAAGCUUGCAUACCAAAGCAAUAGCAUGAACAGAUUGGUAAACCAUGAUGAUAAAGAAAAUUAUAAAGAGAUAGAAAAGCUAAAUCAACUAGAAACUAGGCUGAGAGAAGUCACCAAAGAAAAUGAGACUCUUAUUGAUGAAUUACAAGAUAAAUAAAUUUGAAGUGUACAAACUUAAGAACGGUUACCAAUCAACUUGUGAUACAUAUGGCAAAGUAGAGCAUGCUCUAGAAGAGAAGAUUUGAACUACUCUCAAAAAGAUGGGGACAAGUAAGAAACAAAUAGGAUCUAUCCAACAGAUUAUCAACCAGACUAUGGAAGAGUUUAGGAGCAAAAUUUUAUCCGAGUCUGAGUCAGAUAUGUGAAACUAUCAAGUUAGCUUGAGAAAGAGUGAGAGUUUUAAACCGCUGAAUUACAAGAAAUACUUGAAAAAGUCUAAUUCAAACUCAAGUGAUAGUGAGGUUGGUUGAAAAUCUAUUCCAGGGAGUGCUAUCAAAGCAUUUAACAAUAGAGGUUCAAUCUCAAACAGAAAUAUGGAAAAUAUGUCAAUGAAAUCUAUCACAAGCAAAUCCAAUAAUGGAACUUGCAACAAAUCUGCUUCAAAAACAAAGAAGGGAGGAUUUACUCAGAAAUUAUCAACCACUACAAAAAAGACUAAGAGUAAGAGAAAUGGUAAAGAGAGGAUGAACAUAGUGCCUUUUAACGGCUAUGUUCCGGAUAUGAUUCAAAACGAAAUUUGCAAUUCUAACAAAUAAUCCCUUCA
Messenger RNA from Moneuplotes crassus, 2761 nucleotides. The record is from the annotation of a GenBank genome assembly. NCBI's taxonomy places the organism in Eukaryota, Ciliophora, Spirotrichea, Euplotida, Euplotidae.